This is a messenger RNA of Stylonychia lemnae, 396 nucleotides long. The record is from the annotation of a GenBank genome assembly. Lineage: Eukaryota; Ciliophora; Spirotrichea; Sporadotrichida; Oxytrichidae.
AUGCUAAACUUCUUGUUAACACAUAGAUUUGCACAGAUCCAUCCUACUUUGGUCCCAAAUAGUGACGAGGUUAAGAUUGAUAAUGUCACAUAUUUGAUUACAGACCUUGGAGGAGAUAAGAUUUCUCGCAAGAAAUGGAGAGAAUACUUUGAUAUUAUUGAUGGAAUCAUAUUCAUGAUUGAUGCUUCAGAUGCCCAACGUAUAUAAGAUGCCAAGCAUGAAAUUGACUUAUUAAGAGAAGUGGAAAAAUUGCAGCAUAUUCCUAUAGCUAUUUUGGGGAAUAAAGAAGAUAAGUCUAACUGUUUAAAUGAGAAUGAGCUUAGAGAAUAACUUGGGUUAACAAGAGAUAAGACAUAUGGAAAUGAUCAUAAUGAAAUUGCUGAAGACGAUAAUUGA